Molecule: messenger RNA, 499 nt
Organism: Prorocentrum cordatum
Lineage: Eukaryota; Dinophyceae; Prorocentrales; Prorocentraceae
Source: the annotation of a GenBank genome assembly
GCGAGCGCCGAGGGCCCCGCGGGGCCAGCCGAGGCCUUCGGCGCGCCGCCGUCACCGCGGCUGCGCCGGCAGGGGUCCCAGGAGCUGGCCGGCCUGCCGGAGGGGCCCCCGGAGCUGUGCGACCCGCUGGAGGCCCUCCUGGCGGAGACCAGCGGCGCCUCCGAGAGGCCCCGCGCGGGCUCCCCCGGGCCGCCCGCGGGCGCCCCGCCGCCGGCCGCCGAAGCCGCGGCGUCUGAGGCGGGAGAGCCGCCGUCCGCCGCCGGCGGGGAGCUGGGCGCUGCCAGCGGGGAGCCCACCAUGCGGCUCGGCGACCCGGGCGCGGCCGCUCUCGGCGCGCCAGCGGCGGCACCGCCGCCGGUGCAGGCCAGAGAUGGCUUCUUCGACGACAUGGGGCUGGGCGCGAUGUCCGACUCGGACGGGGACUAGCGCCACGGGCGCCCCUGUGGUCGGAAUUGUCCCUGCAGCGGGGGAUCUCGAGAGAUGCUCCGCGCGCGCCAAG